This is a messenger RNA of Biomphalaria glabrata, 5238 nucleotides long. RefSeq names its product transient receptor potential cation channel subfamily M member 2-like. Gene Ontology annotation, molecular function: ligand-gated calcium channel activity. Gene Ontology annotation, cellular component: membrane. NCBI's taxonomy places the organism in Eukaryota, Metazoa, Mollusca, Gastropoda, Planorbidae. Gene Ontology annotation, biological process: calcium ion transmembrane transport. The record is from RefSeq and is a predicted model, not a curated record. The transcript is spliced from 31 exons. Bases 318 to 3317 code for a protein of 999 amino acids.
GAUCAGACUAAAUCUCUGCUUCAGUUACUAAAGCCGGCCCUUACUCUGUGGCUGCCAAAAGUAUUCUGUGAUUAAUUCCCAAACCCUAGUCUCGUUUUUAAAUUCGUGUCGUCAUUGUCUCUAAGUCAAAACGUUCUCUUUUUAUGAAGCAAAUAGCUUUUCGCGCCAAAUUCCUAAUCGCGACAUAACACUUAUCUCCGUUAUGAAGCGUGUGUUUGUGUGUGUUGGUGGAAAGAGGUUAGUGAUUGGUUGUGAAUGAUGCAAGAUGCAGACGACUCCAGAACGUGAGACUGAAACGAAGUGUUACUGUAUAUAACAUGAACGAAUUAGAAGACUUGAGUGGAAAUACUUCAGACAACAUUGAUGGGAACAAGUACUCCAAGAGCAGCUCAGUUGACUCAAGUCCUGAAAUUGUGUUUAUUAACGAAAAGCCAGUGAGUUUUGAGGAUCUAGGCUUGGGCACUAGUGGUAGGAAAUACACGUUAUUUGUGAGAUUGAAAUUGCUGCCUAAAGAUUUAAACAACAAGAUAGUCAUAAAGUUCAUCUACAGUUUGAUCAAUGCCAUUGCUUACAAAGAAUGUCUUCUGAUCGAGCUGGACGCCGAGAGGGCGUCUCUUAUUGGAACUCAAGUUCAUCUAACAGAGGCAAAGGUCAAAGGGAUUAUGACUAGAGCAGAGUACGAAAAAGUAGAAAAGGUUAAACAAAAAUUGAAGUCAACUUUUGAGAAACUGUUUAUACAUGAUGACAAUUACAAUCUAAAGAUUAAUGUCGAACAAGUUACAGAAGUAUGCAUAUGUGAAAUUAAAGUAGAAACAGAAGCCAAUGAAAGUAAGCGUAAGGACGAAACUACCCACAGCGAGGGUGAUAGUGGUGGGGAUGAUCAGGAAGAAGACGACUGGGACUACGACGGGGACUACGACAAUGAAUUCUACAACUUUUCUGAUGAUGAUGAUGAUUAUGAAUAUUAUGAUGAUGAAGAGUACGAUGAUGUUAGGAACUCUAGUCGGACACCGUCACGUGACAAUAAUUCUGUGGACAGCAAUGCUCAACUUAUCAUCAAGCAUACUGACGGCGACAAGCCCGAUCAUGAUGAUGGGAGACAUUCGACACCAAAAGAAGGUACCGACAAUGAUAAAAGAACAUAUUUGACACUGAAAGAGGCUUGUAAAGUGGACAUUUUAAAAAGACACAUCUAUGAAACAACAAUGCAACAAUGUAAGAUUAAACGCACUGAAGUAAAUGUCAAUGCUUUUUACCUGAGCCUAGCACUGGACCAUGUGGAUAAAAAACUGACUUCAAAAGUAAACGCUGAAUUUGAAUGGGAAUUAAAAGAUCUCGACAAUGUACUGGUCGUCAUAGUUACUGAUUUCAAGACUAAUUUCCUGGAACAACUGCUGGAGCUGCAUAAUUUUCGUCCAGAAGUCAUUGAGAGACUAAAAGUCAUUAUUGCAAGUAGAGAUGGACCUCGGCACGCUCCAACUUACACGAUCUUUCGGCAAUACUUAUAUUCAGCUGGCCUUGAAUUAGAUGAUGAUAAAAAUGGCUGUUUUUUACAACUCUUUAUGGACGCUAUUGAACACAAUCAAUUCGAUGCCUCAUUGUACUACUGGACCAAGCUCAAACAUUUAACUUGGUCGGCACUUCUUGCGAGGCUUGUUUUAAAGAAGAAAAAAGAAAGUGCAUCUUUCAAGUAUGAGAAAGUUUAUUAUGAUAAGUAUUUGAGGAUUUACGAAGAUAUUGCUAUUAACGUUUUGGAUGCCUGCUAUAGCAAAGACAAUAGAAUAACUUGGAUUCUUCUGACUAAAUCGGUGGAAAUAUUGAACGAAUCUUGUAUUGCACUAGCUUUAAAAACUAGAAACAAAUUGUUUCUACAACAAGAGGCUUGUGUGGCGGUCAAUCAUGCAAGUUGGCAUUUUUAUAUUGGAAACGAUCUGGAUUUUUCAAAAUUAAAGCAUGGCAUCAAAGAGUCUCUAUUUUCACCUAGAGGACGAUGUCGGAUGGAUAUGAUCUCCUACCUGCUAUUUCUCACAGCUUACAGCGUUCUGUUGGUCUCAACUCUAAACAAGACUACGUUCCACUGGCUUGAGGCCGUGGUCAUGGGCUAUUUAGUGACCUUCCUCAUAAGAGAGCUUGAUCAGUGCUGCAAAAGUCUCAAGCAAUGUAAAGCCUACAUUUACGACCCAUUCAACAUCUUGGACCAGCUGUCAAUCGCAAUGGCCUUUAUCGCCUGGUCUCUUCGCUGGGCGGCCUACGUCAUCCCUGAAGAGGAGAGGCUGAUGAUCGCGGCUCGCUACCUGCUGUGUCUUAACUUCAUGCUCUACAUGUUCCGUUUCCUGGAGUUCUUCUAUCAGAACAAAUUACUUGGGCCGAUGCUAGUGGUCAUCAGAAAUAUGGUCGAGACCUACAUUAAUUUUCUUUUAAUUCUGAUGAUCUUCUGGGUGGCUUACUCCGUCGUAUCAGAGAGUAUACUAUUUCCGGAGAAGGAAAUUAAAAAAGAUAUUCUGUAUUACGUUUUUCGAAGAGGAUUCUGGGCCAUGAUGGGAGAAUAUUUCCUAGACGAAGUAGAACAUUUCUCAGAUAAUGCUUGUAUUAGCCCUAACUCAGCCAAUAGUUCAACCAAGAGUUGCGCAACCGCUGACGGGAGAUACACCAUUCCUAUACUGCUGGCAGCGUAUGUUCUAUUUGUUCAGAUACUGAUGUUCAAUUUACUGGUCGCCUUGUUCAACAAUGCUAUCUCUGACAACGAAGCCAAAAGGGACAUGAUCUGGAGAUAUCAAACGUUUCUACUGACUAUGCAGUAUGCGAAGAGUAAAAUUUUAUUGCCUCCCUUUCUGCCUUUUAUUUUCUUACUAAAUGGGAAGUCUGGAAAUCCUUUCAAAUUAAAAGAUGGUAAGAAUAACAUAGUACCAGAACACUUCGAGCGUAACGCGGCACAAAAGAUAAUAAACCAUAUCAUCAAAGGAAGGUAUGAUAAAAUAGUUUCAGAUGACGAUAUGAAAGAAAAAAUCAAUAGAAUCGAAAACAAGGUUAACAAGCUAUCAAAGCUCUACACUGCAGAUAAAGCCAAGAAAGCAGAUACCAAGUUACCUUCGAACCAAAGCUCCAAUUUAAAAAAGGACGGAUCACUUGAAGCUAGUAGCACACAGACAAUAGUCCCAUUAUUAAGUAAACCAGUUAACGCCAUGAAAAAAGAAAUGCAAGUCAGCAGGAAAGAGAGGCAACAUCCUGAAGACGAUCAAGCUAAUGGCCAAGAAAUUAAUGCCACAGAAACUUUGAAGGAAAUAGUAACACGGUGUCUGAGUGAAAGGCAGCUAUGAUCAACAAAACUCAAGUUGACGACAAGAGGAGUACACUGUUUUUAAUGAGGAUGAAAAAUACACUUCUCUCUGAGGACGAAGACAUUACAGGCAUGACCUUGGCGGCAUUUACCUGGUCAUGCGCGCUUCGAACUAUUGUGAAAAAUUUCCGUGGUUGAGCUCCGGCAUCUGCCUUCCAGCAGAAGGGCUAAACUCUAUGGCAUUUUACGUCUCGUGAGGAGAUCUUUUCCCUUUCCAACGUCUUGUAAGACUAAAGAGGUCAAUCCUUGAUACACAGCUACUGUCACAAGGUUGUGUUAAACUAGGACGCACUAACUUUUCAUCGGAAACGUGCAUAGCAAUCAUUCAAACUCAAUUCAUCUCAGGAUAAAUAGAGAUUUACAUGAAGACUUCACACACAUGUCAAUGAGUAGUCUUUUUUUCUACUCUUGAGAUAAUUAUUUUACUCGAUACAUCCUCAUUCAUAAUUAGAUAUACUGUAACGUUACUCACUGUUAUUAAUACUUGGUGUAACUAUAUUAACAUUUCUGAUUUAAGGCCUAUGUGUUCAAAACUUUUUUUAGGAUUAUGUUGUCAUUGUUUUUUAAACUGUCGUGUUUAUGUCUAUUAUUCUAUCAUAGCGUCUUGAGCCCACAUUAUAUUUGUUAAAAUGGCACUAUAAUUACAAUAUAUUAAUUAAAUUAUUAUUAUUACAAAUGUUGUCUACCUCUUUUAAGUUGUAUUGACACACGAACGAUCUUAAAUUCGAGUCACUCUCCUAUCAGAACACCUGUGACUGCAAGCAGUUCUGAAAUUCCCUUCUUAACCCUUAAAAUAAGAUCCACACAAAAGUAUUAAAAACUUUGAUUCGCUUUGUAGAUUGAAUAGGAACCAAACUUUGCAAAAGAAUGUUUAUUAACAGUGAUAGCACACGAAUAGAGAAACAUCAAACUAAGCAAGAUUGUUUUUUUAUAGAUAGACUGACAUUUCAAGAAAUAAGGAGAAAGUCGGUCUUGUUUGAAAUCUAGAAAAGUUUUGGAGGCAGCAAGAAGUCAGAACAAGAGUUUAUUGACAAGUCAAGAUAUAAUAAUAAAAAGGUUAUAAUAUAGAGAAAAUAGCUAAGGUAACUAUCAACUAACUAUCAACUUCAUUGACGUAUUUGUAUAUAUUAUGUAUGAUUAUUGGAAAAAAGCGACAUUUGAAUUUUAUGAAAUCUCAUAAGAUCAAGAUUGUAAGAUCACCAUAUGAAGCACUGUUUUUUUAUUUUUAUAAAUUGUUAUUUACUGUACUUAUUUUAAUGAGAAAUUAUUCCUGUAAUUAUUCACAUUUAACUUUUGAAUAUUAAUUUUACGACCUGUACACACGUAUUGUAAGAGCUAUUAUUAUGUUCAGUUGUUAUUGUAUGUAUAUAUAUUCUGGUUCAUUGUUUAUUGUUUACAUUGUAAUGCCUGCUUAUAAAGUUUCUAUUCAUUGUAUAAUUGUUGAAAGUUUUAUGAUCUUAAAUGAAAAGUUUAAAACAUAAUCUACGUUGUAUUUCAAGCCAUUCAAUAAACAAAAGUAGAAACCAAACUGGGACAUUGCCUUCUUAAAAUGUGUUACUAUUAUUGGGACUCUUUUUAAUUUGUCAGGGUUCAAAUUAAUAUAUAUAUGUGCUUUGCUCUUGUGUUGCUUAACCUGGCUCUCUAGGGUUUUCACUUAUACGAACAAAUAUCACUUGAUUCUUAAAUACUACAACUAAGAGCAAUUAUACUUCAAUACACAUCAACUCCAACUCUAGAUCUCCAAGAAUAUAACAAUGGUAUUUUAAUGUCCAGUAUAGCUCAAUAAUGCACAAUAAAUAUUCCUUAAACAAACACCAUUCCAGGAACAUGAACAACUAACGAACUAUCAAUUCACUCUAUCAACCAAAGGAAACUCCCAUUCAAAAACAUCAAGUGUAUAC